CGUAUUGGUCGACAGCGUCGCGUCUGCGUAGGUGGGGGUCAUGGAGCAAGAAUAAUAAUAACAUACUAUUAUUAUCAUAUUACUAUGUUUGUGUGCCGCACUGCCGCGAUCCAAACACUCGAAACCAGAAAUGACUACAUAAUGAAUUAACGACUAACCAUAAACCAACCAACUACUAACGAAAAACGGCUAACCGCUAACGUUCGUCAGUCUGCAGUCGGUACUCAGAGUCAGAUCCUAGUUUCAUACGUUAGUCAAUAGUCGUCUGUGAGUUGUUCACAUUUUCUGUUUAUUUCCUCUCACGACCGUACACACUAUACACUAUGGCGAUUUCAUUGGAAAUCGACGAAGGUCUGUUCAGAACGUACGUGUUCUACACGGCCGUAUUAGUACUGAAAGUACUCGCGAUGGCCCCACUGACGGCCAAACAACGGUUUGCGAAAAUGGUAUUUGCUAACCCUGAAGAUGCAAAGAUGAAUUCAAAAUCAAAAGUGAAGUUUGAUGAUCCCGAUGUUGAAAGAGUCAGGAGGGCUCAUCUCAACGAUUUGGAAAAUAUUCCUUUCUUUAUAGUUGCAUGUUUUGGUUACUUAUUAACCAGUCCAAAUGUAUAUAUUGCUACUAACUUAAUAAGAUUGUUUGUAGCAAGUAGAAUAAUUCAUACAAUAGUUUAUACUGUAAUCGUCUUACCACAACCAGCAAGAGGAUUAUCUUGGUUUGCUGGAUACGCAACAACUUUAUAUAUGGCUGUUCAAGUUAUUUUAAGUUUUGUUUAAUAUUACUUUAGGAAAAACAUAAUAAAGCUCAAUAUUUUAUUAUUA
Messenger RNA from Rhopalosiphum padi (bird cherry-oat aphid), 818 nucleotides. RefSeq names its product microsomal glutathione S-transferase 1-like. Gene Ontology annotation, cellular component: membrane. Bases 324 to 773 code for a protein of 149 amino acids. The record is from RefSeq and is a predicted model, not a curated record. The transcript has 3 exons. NCBI's taxonomy places the organism in Eukaryota, Metazoa, Arthropoda, Insecta, Hemiptera, Aphididae.